This is a messenger RNA of Lactuca sativa (garden lettuce), 1399 nucleotides long. RefSeq names its product tobamovirus multiplication protein 3. The record is from RefSeq and is a predicted model, not a curated record. NCBI's taxonomy places the organism in Eukaryota, Viridiplantae, Streptophyta, Magnoliopsida, Asterales, Asteraceae.
UCUCCCCAUUACACAUUUGCCGGCUUUCCAAAAUCCCAAAUCCUCCGUCUCCUCCUUUGCUUAUAACAAAAAGACAACAAAUUUAGUUUAUUCUUUUGAUUCAAGUUAUAAUUAUAGAAAAGAAUCAUAAUUGUUCCCGUUUGAAAGCUCGUUCUCGUUCUAGAAAGAAUUCGCCGGCCGGUGGUCCAAUCCGUCGCCGAGUUACCGUAUCUCCGGCAAUGGGUAGGGCUUUACUCGGCUCGUUUAAUGAUACAUCGGUGAUGUAUACCCUAAAGGACGCGUAUAGUUGGUGGGAUGAAUUAAACGAUUCCCCAAUUUGGCAGGAUUUGAUUUUUCACGUCCUUGCUGCUCUCUAUGGCGUCGUCACCCUUGUUGCUCUUGUUCAAUUGAUCAGAAUUCAAUUAAGAGUUCCAGAGUAUGGUUGGACCACCCAGAAAGUCUUCCAUUUUCUCAAUGUUUUAGUUAAUGGAGUUAGAUGUUUAAUCUUUUUGUUCCAUAGGGAUGUUCUACAGUUAAAACCAGAGAUUGUUCAACAUAUAUUGCUUGAUGUGCCAAGCCUUGCAUUUUUCACUACCUAUGCUCUCUUAGUUUUGUUUUGGGCAGAAAUUUACUAUCAGGCUCGAGCAGUUUCAACUGAUGGUUUGAGGCCGACUUUCUUUAUAAUUAAUGGGAUCAUUUAUGCAAUUCAGAUGGUUUUAUGGCUAAUAAUUUGGUGGAAGCCUAUCUCUCUUUUUGUGAUCCUCUCCAAGAUGUUUUUUGCAGUGGUGUCCUUGUUUGCAGCAUUGGGGUUUCUUCUUUAUGGAGGAAGACUCUUUUCAAUGUUGCAACAUUUCCCUGUAGAAUCAAAAGGCCGGCGAAAGAAGUUACAUGAGGUUGGCUAUGUUACAGCAAUCUGCUUUGUGUGUUUCCUUGUAAGAUGUAUCAUGAUGUGCUUUAAUGCAUUCGAUGAUGCUGCUAACCUUGAUUUGUUGGAUCAUCCGGUUCUCAACUUCAUAUACUACUUGUUGGUGGAAAUAUUACCAUCGUCUCUAGUUCUCAUAAUUUUGAGGAAGUUGCCACCUAAGCAAUCCAUCAUGCCAUAUCACCCUAUUCGUUGAGAACAAGGGUAAAAUUGACAAUUUAGGAGCUGAUCUCUAGAAAACGAAGCACAUGAAGGAGUUGGUUUUUCUACUCAGUGAUCAUUUAAGGAAACUAGGAACAAGUGUAGAAGCCAAGCAAAUGGUGUUAGAAAGACUUUGGAAGCUUUGGGUUGUGAAAUGUAUAUUUGUUGUAUUGAUUUGUAUUUGUUUGUGUCUUCUUAAUGAUACUAUAGUUUACAACCCAAUUGAAAGCAAAUGGGAUACAAAACUUGAUGUUUAUAGAAGACAAAAUUCAUUUAAAAAGGUGUGGUUUGAUGUAA